AAAUAAGUGAAAUAUAAAUAGAUUUUUAUUUUUUUUAUUUAUAUUAAUAAAGUAAAUAAAUGUCGGUUUUACCAAAUGAUACAAUUAAAAUUAUAGCAGAAAGUGCAGGUAUUUCGAAUUUACCAGAUGAAAUAGCAUCACAAUUAGCAUCAGAUGUUGAAUAUAGAAUUAGAGAAAUUGCACAAGAAGCAAUUAAAUUUAUGAAGCAUUCAAAGAGGGAUCAUUUGUCAUGUGAUGAUAUAAACAAUGCAUUAGGAUUAAAAAAUGUUGAAGUACUUUAUGGAUAUAAUAGUUGUGUUAGUGACAACUCUUUAUUAAAAUUUCAAAAAACAACAACUUCAACACAGGCAAUCUAUUAUUUAAAUGAUAAAGAGUUGACAUUUCAAGAGGUAAUGAAUCAGCCAUUACCAAAGGUACCACGUGAACCAACAUUAUCAGCACAUUGGUUAGCUUUAGAAGGCGUUCAACCAUUAAUCCCUCAAAAUCCAUCACCUUACGAAAUUGAAGAACAUUUUAAAAAUUUAAAUAAAAAAUUCAAAAGCGAAAAGGCAAAUCAGCUUGCUGCUUCAUCUUCAAAUACUGCAAAUGGUACCAACGUUCCACCUUCAACAAACAAUAUUCUAUCAAAACCAAAUAUAGCAACACAACAACAAAAGCAAGAACCAUCUAUACCCGGUAUUCAUACCCUGCCAAGUGUUACAACCACUGUCGUUAAACCAACCGUCAAACACAUACUUUCAAAAGAAAUUCAAAUGUUUUAUGAAAAAAUUACAAACUCUAUUAAAGGCGAUAAUCAAAAACUAUUCAAUGCUGCAAUUCAUAGUCUUAAAAAUGAUUCUAGUCUUCAUCAAUUAUUACCAUACUUUAUAAAUUUUAUCUCUGUUCAAGUUACUCAAAAUUUAACAAACUUAAACCUAUUAAUGAAAUUAAUGAAAAUGUCCCAAGCAAUUUUAGAAAGUAAACAUUUAAAACCCGAACUAUAUUUACAUCAAUUAAUGCCACCAAUUUUAACUUGUUUAGUUGGUAAAAAGUUAUGCACAUCACCCAUGGAUAAUCAUUGGGAACUUAGAGAUUUCUCAGCACAGUUAGUAACAUUUAUUUGUAGAAAAUUUGGAGAUUCAUAUAGCUCAUUACAAUCAAGAAUCACAAAAACACUUGUACAAACAUUACACGAUACAACAAAACCACUAACAACUCAUUAUGGUGCAGUAGUAGGUCUUUCAGGUUUAGGCAAAAACGUUAUUCAAUUUUUAUUAUUACCAUAUAUUUCAACAUACUAUAAAUUAUUAGAACCAGAAUUAAACAACAACUCAAAUCCACUAAAAUCAAUGGAGGCAAACAAGGUGUUAAACGCAAUUAUUGAAGCAACUGGAAAAUUUUUAUCUUGGGUUUCAGAAGGUGAAAAUAUAUUAUCAGUUUUAGAUUUAAAAGAUGGCAAAACUUUACAAUCUGGCGAAAAACCAACUUCAAUACCAAUCUUUACAGAAUUCUCCAGAGAAAAUAUUUUAAAAACUCUCAAAAUUCAAUAUCAAUCACUUUUCGACUUAUUUGGUGAAAAACUUUUAGCAUAUAUUAAAAAACCAAAUGAUUCAGAUACAAUGAUUUUAAUUCCAUAAAAAUAAAAAAAUAAAUAAAUAAGUUAUUAUAUUAUUAAUUU
Dictyostelium purpureum is the source of this 1657-nucleotide messenger RNA. Its product is annotated as TATA-binding protein-associated-factor. Gene Ontology annotation, cellular component: SLIK (SAGA-like) complex; transcription factor TFIID complex; SAGA complex. The transcript is spliced from 2 exons. Bases 60 to 1616 code for a protein of 518 amino acids. The record is from RefSeq and is a predicted model, not a curated record. Gene Ontology annotation, biological process: transcription initiation at RNA polymerase II promoter; RNA polymerase II preinitiation complex assembly. Gene Ontology annotation, molecular function: RNA polymerase II general transcription initiation factor activity; protein heterodimerization activity; transcription coactivator activity. Lineage: Eukaryota; Evosea; Eumycetozoa; Dictyosteliales; Dictyosteliaceae.